AUGACCGAGAGACGAAGGUCCAGCAUUGUACAAGUCGAUCGCGAACAAGAUGGUGUUGCUCGCAUUCAGGACUCUGCCAUGCGCAGGCUGUCCUCGAUCAACCCUGGCGUAGUCCACGAAUUCGAGGAAGCAAAGGCUGCCGCUGCUGGAGAACACGAGCUCACCAUUCGAGAUGCCAUCCGACUGUAUCCCAAGGCUAUUAUCUUCUCAAUCAUUUUCUCAACAGCGGUCGUUAUGGAAGGUUACGAUCUCAGCUUAAUGGGUUCCUUCUUCGGUUUCCCACCCUUCCGCAACCGCUACGGCACGCAAGACGAUCCCGACGGCGAUGGUCGUCUGAUCAGUGCUCCGUGGCAGUCUGGUAUUCAGAACGGUGUCCAGGUCGGCUCCAUUAUCGGCCUGUGGGCGAAUGGUAUCAUCUCGGAGAAGUUCGGCUACAGGAAGACUAUGCUGGGAUCACUUGUUCUCAUGAUCGGAUUCAUUUUCUUGCCAGUAUUCGCGCAGAACAUCGAGACCAUCCUUGCGGGUGCUGUGCUCUGCGGGUUUCCGUGGGGUGUCUUCCAGACGAUCACUGUCACGUACGCAUCAGACGUGACACCUGUGGUGCUACGUCCAUACCUGACCUCUUAUGUCAACUUGUGCUGGGUCAUUGGCCAAUUCAUUGCUGCUGGUGUCCUACGUGGCAUGCUCACCCGCACAGACCAAUGGGCUUACAGGAUCCCCUUCGCACUCCAAUGGAUUUGGCCACCUCUUAUCUUCAUUGGCUGCAUUCUGGCUCCUGAGUCUCCGUGGUGGCUCGUCCGACACGGCAAGAUGGACGAGGCCAGGAAGUCGCUCCUCAAGCUGACAAAGGUUGACUCUGGAGUCCCAUUCGACGUCGACAAGCAAAUUGCCAUGAUCAAAGCCACGAACGACCUCGAGAUGGCAAUGUCGGAGGGCACCAACUACUGGGAUUGCUUCAAGGGCAUUGAUCUCCGACGUACCGAAAUCACCUGCAUGGUGUGGGUCACCCAGGCCUUCUGCGGUUCUUCGCUCAUGGGCCAGAGCGUUCAGUUCUACGAGUACGCUGGCCUGUCGUCUGAGAAUGCCUUCAAUUUCAAUCUUGGUCAAUAUGCUAUGGGCGCAGUCGGAACGGUCCUGUCAUGGUUCCUCAUGCCGCACCUGGGUCGUCGAGCACUGUACCUGUACGGCCUGGCUGUUCUCUUUGCUCUCCUCAUGGUCGUUGGCGGAAUGGGAGUGCUUGGAACUGCGAGAGGCCCGUCGUUGACAGCCGGUACACUGCUGCUCCUCUACACCUUUAUCUACGACUUCACUGUUGGACCGGUCUGCUACGCCUUGGUUGCCGACAUUCCAUCGACACGCCUCAAGAUCAAGACAGUCGUCCUAGCUCGCAAUCUCUACAACGUCGGUGGCAUCAUCAACAACGUCAUCAUGCCUCGCAUGCUGUUGCCCACUGAGUGGAACUGGGGUGCCAAGUCUGGCUUCUUCUGGGCCGGUGUCUGCCUUCUCCUCUGGACUUACCACUACUUCCGACUGCCAGAGCCAAAGGGUCGCACCUAUGGCGAGAUGGACGUGCUCUUCGAAAACAAAGUCUCAGCGCGCAAGUUCAGGAAGACCAGAGUUGAUCAAUUCGCUGGUCAUAGCACCGACUUGGCAUAUGGUGGCGCCGGAGACAGCUCUUCUGACAACGAGAAGAAGGCAACGCCAGCUCAUGUAGAUGCUGUUCACUGA
This is a messenger RNA of Cyphellophora attinorum, 1728 nucleotides long. Its product is annotated as Maltose permease MAL61. The coding region runs from base 1 to 1728 and encodes 575 amino acids. The transcript is spliced from 6 exons. Gene Ontology annotation, molecular function: carbohydrate:proton symporter activity. The record is from RefSeq and is a predicted model, not a curated record. NCBI's taxonomy places the organism in Eukaryota, Fungi, Ascomycota, Eurotiomycetes, Chaetothyriales, Cyphellophoraceae. Gene Ontology annotation, cellular component: membrane. Gene Ontology annotation, biological process: transmembrane transport; carbohydrate transport.